Molecule: messenger RNA, 1055 nt
Organism: Aureobasidium subglaciale EXF-2481
Lineage: Eukaryota; Fungi; Ascomycota; Dothideomycetes; Dothideales; Saccotheciaceae
Exons: 1
Coding region: 93-830 (245 amino acids)
Source: RefSeq, a predicted model, not a curated record
GCUGGAGUGCCGCCCACCCUAGACCCAGUCGUGCUCUGUCUGUUGCUCUCGCCGCACAGCGCAGAUUCGGCAACGACGUUUUGAUCUUCAGCAUGCAGUCUGGCCGUGGCUCUGAUGGUAGGAGCGAACAGCCUGAGGACCCUGAGAGCCCUAGGCGUGUUUCAUCGUCGCCGCCCGCCUCUAACGCUCAGAAUGAUGGAGUGACUGAGUCCGUGCCUGCGAGCAGCGUCCCCCAGGAAAACCGGCUGACUGAUUAUGAUCAGCUUGUAUGUUCCUCCAGAUCUCACUCAGAACCUAUCUCCAACAGUCGCGUCCGUAGACCACGUUUGAGAUUGAACAUCUCGUCACCAGGUGCUUUUGCUCAAAACCUGGCUGUCACUCGUCAAACGGGCUUAGCACAACGCAGAUUUCCACUAGACCAUUCGGAAGCAACGAGGAACACUGUCGACCACCACACUGGAGGUAUGCUCUCGGCUUUCGACGACGUACAACAGCGUGCUCUCAUGCAGGCUGAGUUUGAGAGACUGGAAAACAGCAUGCGCCGUGGCAGAUUCUCUCAGAGACCUCGAGAUCCCAUUUACGAAGAGCGUGACCGAAGAAGCCGUGAGCAUCAAGCGGAGGGUACACGCCGUGCGAUACGGAACCGAGAGCGGGAUCGUGCCCGGAGAGAACGACUUCGUCGAGAGCGAAUGUCGGGUGGAGGAUGGACUGUUCCAGAUGCAUCCCUUGCGACCGGAGCUAAUGCUACCGUUUCUGUAUCUACAGCGCCAGUCGCUCCAAUGUAUCCACAACAAUCAGAAUCCUCCGGGCCUGAAGGUGAGUCCGAAUAAGAGAGGAGACUGGGAGCGAGUCCAACCGCGACGCCAGAAUCGCCCUCAAGGGAUUGCGCGCAAAACGAGAUUGAGGCACAACAGCGUGAAAAUGAGGAGACUGAGAGUGCUGAGAGUGAGGACGAGGAUCCACCAAGAACACCAUUACAAAAUUAGUUUUAUGCAGGCAUAAAGUGAAAAACCUAAGACAUAUUCCCUCUUGCUUUGUCGCCCUUUUUGUACGGU